Messenger RNA from Halichondria panicea, 3370 nucleotides. RefSeq names its product cingulin-like. Gene Ontology annotation, molecular function: calcium ion binding. The record is from RefSeq and is a predicted model, not a curated record. Bases 73 to 3252 code for a protein of 1059 amino acids. Lineage: Eukaryota; Metazoa; Porifera; Demospongiae; Suberitida; Halichondriidae. The transcript is spliced from 17 exons.
AGGCUACCUGGCAGAAAAGAGGGGAGGGGCUUGUAUUCUGUUUUCAGUGUGUCUUUCAGCUCAAACGUAUACAUGAUGUCUUCUACAGAAGUUGGAGCACCUACACAGGAGAUAAGCAACAUGGAAAGCCCUGAGGCUACAACUGAAGAGAAUACUGAGCAAUCUACAGCUGAAGCUAAUCAGCAGGUUGAGCCAGAAGCAGACACAACUCAGCUAACUGAUGGUCUAUCACAGGAAAAAAACCCCACAGAACCAGUAGAUGAUCAGCAACCAUCACCAGAAAAUGUGGAGUCUGAGCAACAAGAAGGAUCUCCUGAUCAGGACAUUGAGCAACAAAAUGAUGAUACACUUCAACAAGGAACUACAACGUUAACUGAAGGAGAAGCUCCCACUGAAACUACUGCUACUGACACACAGCAUGAGCAAGGUGAAUCACAAGAAGUCAAGGAACCAAUAGAAGCUGCCAACGAAACUACAGAGGGAGAGGCCACUAUACAGCCAGAGAUAGACAAUAGAGAAGCUUUAGAUGAGAAAGAGAUUGAGACGACAGAGCCAGAAACUAGUUCGGGUGAAGAACCAGUUAAGGAUAAGAAGGAAGAACCAGUCGCCACUGAGAUAAAGCAGACAAAUGCUUCUCGGCCUGGUACUGAUAAAAGUGCAACAGAUGCAGAGAAGGACAAAAAAGACAAAAAGAAAGAGAAGAAACGUGAAAAGAAAAAAUCCCGACAGGCCAGUAGAGAUAAUGAGAGGAAAAAGCUAACGUCUGCACCAGCAAUUGCAACAAAUCUUGAAUCCAUCUUACUCUCACACUUCCUAACAUCAGAUCUUGAGAUCAGUGGUCAUGUGGACUCGGCAGUAUUUUGGGAGAUCCUUCAAUCCCCUGAGCUGAACCUCCAACUGGGUACUGAAGAACUAUCCGCCCUGAAUGGACUUGUUCAACAAGAUCAAUCGGGACUGAUUGACUAUGCUCAGUUCUCUUCUCAAGCAACUGAGCUCAUCGCUUCCCUCUAUCAACAGCAGCCAGCAUCAGAGGAGCAUUGGGUACAACUAACGGCUAAAGAUGGGAGUGCAACUGUUUCCUACAACAAGCAAACUGGAGAAACGAGAGAGAGUGCAGCAGAAGAAUUAGACAUUUUUGCUAGCACCAUUGAAAACCUGUUUCGGAGCGCAGAUGUGGAAAACAGAGGAUACAUCACACGGGACGAGUUUGCAAAGCUACUCCAGUCCGAACAAAUGGCGGUGUACCUUUCUCACGAAGACAUGUUGCAAAUGCAGCAGUAUUUCGACAACAUACCUGACGGGAUGGCUACCUACACAGACUUCUAUCCAUUGGGCAAAGAGAUUAUUCUGAGGCUGUACAGAGCUAGAGAUACGUCAGAUUCUGAAUGGUGCCAACUGGACAGUACUCAAGGUGUUGUCUGGUUCAACAAGUUCACAGGAGAAACACGAAAAGAACCUGCUGAUGACAGACAGCAAGAGAUUGCUUUUCUGAAUCAAGCCUAUGCCCAAGUCGAGGCUGUGAACUUUGAGUUGGAGCAGUACAAGCAGCAGAACAAGGAGCUACAGAAUGAGCUGGCACAGGCUGCAGAGGAACAGGAAACACUAGCCACACAGCUUUACGAGACGGGUCAUCAUUUGGACGAAGCUGGUGCUGAGAUUGAAGCAAAGGACAGAGAGUUAGAAGAGGCUAGAGCUAUUAUUCAGAGCAAAGAACAAGAUAUUGAGCAAAUUAUGAGAAACAUGGGUGAGUUUGAAGCACUCCAACAAAAACUGGAAGAAAUGGAACACGAUAUGAAAAUGGCUAGACAAACAGUAGCUGUUCGUGAUCAAACAGUUGCUGAUCGGGAUACUAACAUCUCAGAGCUGCAGAGAAUAUCUGAAGCUAUCACGGACAAGUUGAAGUCGGCACAUGGUCAUAUGGACGCUAGGGACUCCACAAUUGCUAGCCUACAGCACAAGCUAAACUUUCAAAAAAUGGAAGCUACAAAGUACAGCAAACAAGUCGUGGAACUUGAGGAGACGCUUUCAGUCACAGAGCAAGAACUGACAUCUACUAAAAAAAAUUUGGAAGAGAAAUCAGCUGCUCUCACUCAAGCUCGGAAACACCUCAAGAACUCCAGAGAAAGGACUAUGGACCUAGAGAAAGACUCGGAUAAGCUGACACAAACACAAGAAAAGUUCCGCAGUGCAGAAUGUGAGAUUCGUACUCUCAAAUCAUUCCUCACUACAAAGACAGCCAUGAUUGAAAAGACUAAGAAGGAGCUUCGAGAGACUAGAGCCAAAGUGGCUGAUUUGCAGGAGAAAGAUCGUAGGAGAGCAAUCAUACUGGCUGAUGUUCUUGAGAAGACAGCUCGACAGUUCCAGACUGGUACAUCACCUACACGACUAGUACAGCUGGACCUAACACACACGCCCAUGGAUACAAGGCCAGCUAGUGCUCCAGCGCUACCACAAGAUCAAGAUGGGGACGAAACUGAUGGACCAGUACAAUCUUCAAACCCCCGAGUGCUGAAAUCAUACACUCUCGGCAAAUCCACAGCUUCACCAUUUUACGGUGCUACUCGAUCAUCUCCUCCACAAAAACGAGCCAGCAAAGCCAAGCCAAGAGGAAGGUCAAGAACCGUUCCCAAGCUUCCUCCAAUUCCAAAAACUGGACUAGUUCAGAGGCCAAGUUCAUUCGUUUUCCCGACACAAAAUGACCUUCGAAAACAACAUUUCGAGCGAGAUAAACAAGUGUACGAUCACGUUCCUUCGAAUCCACAAUGCACAUGUGAGCUGUGUCAAAUGAAUGCGUCUGUUGUCGGACCAAACACCCAGGGUCGAGAAACUGGUCAAUCCGGUUUGUCAGGAUUCCAAAGUGACAUAGACCCCCGAGAAAUGAUAAUGGCUCGGCAGUUGAAAACUGGACAGAGAGUGGUUAUUAGAAUGAAGAAAUCAGAAUAUGACUUUGAGCCACAGCAACUGACUGGAAUUGUGAAAUAUGUGGGAAAGAUAGACAGUGAAUAUAUUGACAAUAGGAUCUACGUGGGAGUCAAGUUGGAUGAAGCAGCUGGUGACACUGACGGAUUGAUUAAAGGAAAGAGGUACUUCACAUGCCCACAAAAGCACGGAAAGAUUGUACGCAUCUCAAACGUAGUUGCUGUUCUACCCAACAAGAGCGUAUCCUACAAGCCACUCAAAGGCCUCACCAAGAGAAGCCCUUACGGAGGAGCAGCCCCCAAGAAAAGCACUAGUAGUGUAAAAGUUGUAUAGACACCUUUUAUUAAGCACUCUUCAUGUCUUCUUUUUGUGUAUGUGUACGUCUAAUUAGAAAUUUCACCUGUAGCAAUUUUUGUCUACCACAGUACACAACAUUUUCAUCUGAAGAUUC